Molecule: messenger RNA, 2275 nt
Organism: Nicotiana tabacum (common tobacco)
Lineage: Eukaryota; Viridiplantae; Streptophyta; Magnoliopsida; Solanales; Solanaceae
Cellular component (GO): Golgi apparatus; endoplasmic reticulum
Source: RefSeq, a predicted model, not a curated record
UUUCUCUCUUCCCCAAAUUCCGAUCUAUUUAUUUUUUCCCGUUUCUCUUUCUCCGGCACCCUACCCUAACAGAAAAUCAUGGCAGAGAAAUCGAUUGCAUUCGAAUCAAAUCACUCCGGACCAAUCGACACCACUCACGGAUGGCAAAAGGUUACAUACGCGAAAAAGCAGAAGAAAAAGCAGGCAAAACCGUCGGAUUCCGGCAAAGUAAUUGCCAACGGAUCUGUCGUUCCAGGCGCCGAUAAUGUGUUUCAGUCGCUCGAGAAGCAUUCCGAUGAACGCCGCAAGAGAAUUGCGGAACAGACGGCUGCGAUGUACGGCGUUGACGAUGCUCCGGUUAGAUUGGGGCUGAAACACCGGUCGGACGAUGAAAAUGAGGAUAGCGAUGCGGAAGGUGGUAGACGUGGUGCGGAGAAUGGUGCGGUGGAGGAGAAGAAGAAGGAGAAGGUGAAAAAGCCGAAGAAGCCAAAAGUAACUGUGGCUGAAGCCGCUGUGAAGAUCGAUGCAGCUGAUCUAGCUGCUUUUCUCGCUGAUGUGACUGUUUCGUAUGAAUCUCAGCAAGAAAUACAGUUGAUGCGAUUUGCGGAUUACUUUGGACGUGCAUUUGCUGCGGUGGCUGGUUCACAAUUUCCGUGGUUGAAAUUGUUCAGGGAGUCUCCAAUCAGUAAAAUUGCAGAUGUUCCUCUCUCACAUCUUCCUGAACCAGUUUAUAAGACUUCAGUGGAUUGGAUCAACCAACGUUCUUACGAGGCUCUUGGAUCAUUUGUGUUGUGGGCAUUGGAAAGUAUUGUUGUAGACUUGGCAACCCAACUAGGAGGUUCUAAGGGCUCAAAGAAAGGCGGUCAACAAACGUCGUCAAAAUCUCAGGUUGCCAUGUUUCUGGCGUUGGCAAUGGUACUACGACGGAAGCCUGAUGUUUUGAUCAACGUACUGCCGACUCUUCGGGAAAGCCCAAAGUAUCAAGGGCAAGACAAACUUUCAGUCAUUGCAUGGAUGAUAGUCCAGGCCUGUCAGGGAGAUCUCUGUGUUGGAUUGUACUUGUGGGCGCAUCAUACCUUGCCUUUAGUUGGAGGGAAAUCAGGUUCUAAUCCACAGACCAGGGACUUGAUUAUGCAGUUGGUAGAAAGGAUUCUCUCUGCACCAAAAGCUCGUACAAUUUUAGUAAAUGGGGCUGUUAGGAAGGGAGAGCGUCUGAUACCACCUUCAUCCCUUGACCUGCUUCUACGGGUGACCUUCCCAGCUCCCUCUGCGCGAGUCAAGGCUACUGAAAGAUUUGAGGCAGUAUAUCCCAUCCUCAAGGAGGUUGCCCUUGCUGGUUCCCCAGGAAGCAAAGCAAUGAAGCAAGUUUCACAACAGAUACUUUCACUAGCCGUGAAAGCAGUUGCAGAAGGCAAUCCAAAACUAUCUCGAGAGGCAACUAACAUAUUCAACUGGUGUUUGACCCAGAGCGCUGACUGUUACAAGCAGUGGGACAAGAUUUACCUGGAUAACAUAGAAGCAAGUGUUGCAGUGUUGAGAAAGCUCAACGAGGAGUGGAAGGAGUUAUCUAGUAGACAGUCUUCUCUUGAAGCUUUGAAGGAGACUGUCAAGAGCUUCAGACAAAAGAAUGAGAAAUCAUUAACUGGUGCAGUGGAUGCUCACCGGUCACACUUCAGAGAUGCAGAUAAGUACUGUAAAAUUUUGCUAUCAAGGCUGUCUCAUGGACAUGGAUGUCUGAAAGGAUUUGCCCUUGUUCUUUUGGCCGUGGCCGUGGCCGUGGGAGGUGCUAUUAUGUCACAAAACAUGGAGGACUGUGAUUGGAACAAGCUUUUAGUUUUCCUCAAUGCCCCACAGUCCAUCUAAUCAAUCUGCACCAAAUGAGACGGACAGAGUGUUCUUUUUUAACAAUUCAUGGUCUCAGCGGCAAAUGAAAUUGGUUUACAAAACUAAAUAAAUCUGGAAGAUUGGGUAGCUACAUGAAACACCAGUCUUGUGGGAUACUGAGCCGGAGCUUUAGAGAAAUCAGGAUACUUAUUUUCCAGAAAAAGGAUGAGUCAUGUUUAAUUUAUUAGUUCUUGUUUUGACCCGUCUAUUAUUAGUCUAAGAGGUAUUCGACUUAGAUGUUACUCGGUUUUCACCAUUUUUAUGUUCAAGCAAAUUGAUCAUACCAGAAUACAGAUGUAAUUCCAAGGGAUUAGAAUCCAAAAUGACCCAAUCCCUGCAAAAAUAUUUUCUGUGGUCGAAUAUUAUAACUUAUUUGCAUGUGACAGUGAUUACUUACAGUUUAUUCUAUUUA